This is a messenger RNA of Cyprinodon variegatus (sheepshead minnow), 1562 nucleotides long. RefSeq names its product protein snail homolog Sna-like (gene snai1b). NCBI's taxonomy places the organism in Eukaryota, Metazoa, Chordata, Actinopteri, Cyprinodontiformes, Cyprinodontidae. Bases 179 to 988 code for a protein of 269 amino acids. Gene Ontology annotation, molecular function: RNA polymerase II cis-regulatory region sequence-specific DNA binding; DNA-binding transcription factor activity, RNA polymerase II-specific. The transcript has 3 exons. Gene Ontology annotation, biological process: regulation of DNA-templated transcription. The record is from RefSeq and is a predicted model, not a curated record.
AACUUUAACGCAGAGAUACAUGCAACUCCGCAGGUUGUGCUUCUGUAUCCCGAUUAGUUUUAAUCUCAGUUUGUCUGGAAGUAACAGUUAACCGAGGCGCACUGGGACCGGGAAGCAUUUGGUUUUGGAGAUUCAUUAUUACUUAAUUUUUUUGGUUGAGGACAAAUUGGAGCUCAACAUGCCUCGAUCAUUUCUUGUCAAGAAGUAUUUCUCAACCAAGAAGCCAUAUUACAGGGAAAGCCAACUGGAAAGCCAAACUGCUUUUGUCCCGGAAAGCUUUCCAUUGGCUGAACUUCCAACUCAGAAUAACGCCUCUGCACUCACCUGCCAUCCCAGCAGCCCCUUCUUCACAAGCUCAGAUGUCCUGCCUGCUCCUUUUUCCCCACUUACCCUUGUUUCCUUGCCUCCUUCUCCAUUGGGCCCUCUGAACCUCAGCAGCUCUCCUUCCAGUAGCAGCGGUGAGGAAUCUGAGGACGGUGGACGGACCUCUGAUCCCCCCAGUCCAGAGGCCAUCCAUAACGUCUUCCACUGUAGUAAGACCUACAGCAGCCUCUCUGCACUCUCGCAUCAUCAGGUGUCCAGCCACCAGCUCCCUCCCGAUGGAUCGUCAUCACAGACCCCCCCCAUGCCCUCAGAGGCAUCGCCGCGUCCAGCCUUUCACUGCAAACACUGCUCCAAGGAGUACACCAGCCUGGGAGCACUGAAGAUGCACAUCCGCUCUCACACCCUUCCCUGCGUCUGUCCAACUUGCGGCAAGGCCUUCUCCAGGCCCUGGCUGCUGAGGGGACACAUCCGCACACACACAGGUGAGCGCCCCUUCGCCUGUCAACACUGUAACCGGGCCUUCGCUGACCGCUCCAACCUCCGUGCCCACUUGCAAACCCACUCUGAGGUGAAGAAGUACCAGUGCAGCACCUGCUCUCGGACCUUCAGCCGCAUGUCCCUGCUGCACAAACACAGCUCCUCUGGAUGUUGUCCCUCCUCGUAGAGCAUGGUUCCCCAGAGCGCCUUGAAAGGAGACCCAGCUGAAGCUGGUUUGCGAUGAGAAAACACAAAUUGUUGUCACCUGCCUAGAAUGCAGUUUCUUUAAGUGCCUUUAAUUCAUGAUUGUCCAACUUGAUCUCACACUGUUAUUUGCUGCAUGUUUUUGAAACUGGCAGCUGAAAGUGUUGUUAAUUCCCAGGAAACUUAAUUGGUGCCGGCCGGUCCGGGACUGUGGCCAUGUUGCAGCUGCUUGGGUGUGUUUUUUUGCUUAUGCGGGGAUGUCAUUCCUCACCAUGCUAUAGAUGCAUGAUGUGUGGGUGUUGAGACAGCUGUCUGCAUGGUGCACCAUGGAGGCAGGGUGCUGAGAGACGCGCUAGCUGCAACCUCAACGACAGGUGAUGCACACACCAUUUGCCCUGUCCUCGCUGCACAACCAUUCUGGGAUGUAAUAGCUCACUUGAGCCUGACCAAAUUUUUUUUUUUUACAACUUUCAAUCUGCAGAUUUUGUAAAACAUUUGCUUGAAGAUGAAUUUAAUUUUGCAGAGUUGUGUAUUUUUAUUCCUGUCAUUUGUAAAUA